CAAAAACAAAAAGAGAACGGAAGCUGCUUUUUUGUCCAAAGGCUCUGCCUUCUCUCUCUAUUUCUCCAACACCUGUCUGCUAAGAAUGGCAUUGAACUCUCGAAGACUCUUCUCAGCAACACAAACUCACAACAGCUAAGCUUCCUUUUUUUCCUCGCUAAGUCCAUGACCCUUUGUUCCUCUCGCUUUAAUACUCAAGAAAAAUGCCUGCUUUCGGAUCUCAACACAUGACAAACCCCAGGGACUUGCCGCACUCCGGAGAAAUAGGCGCCGCCGGUGACUCCUCGGAUACUGAGUCCUUGUCGGAUUUGGACCUGGAGAGGGGCGGCAUGCUGCAUUCCGGUGGUAAGAAGAGGAGGAGGAAAAAGAAGAGCAAAGGCGGGCGAGAUUGCAGGAUCUGUCAUCUGGCUCUGGAGGAUGAAAAUGGCGGUGGUGAAGAAGAAGAAGAUGAUGAUGAUGAUGAAGAUAGUGAAGAAGAAGAAGACGAAGAGGGGGAGGAGGAGGAGGAGGAAGAGUGUUAUGGGUUGCCUUUACAGUUGGGUUGCUCUUGCAAAGGUGAUUUGGGUGUUGCUCACAGCAAAUGCGCUGAAACUUGGUUCAAGAUCAAAGGAAACUUGACGUGCGAGAUUUGUGGUGCAACGGCUCUAAACGUGGCUGGCGAGCAGUCAAACCUGGUCAACGCUCCCGCUUCAUCUGCAGCAGCGGCGCAACCUCUGAUUCAGACAGAGUCACGGGGAACAUGGCACGGCCACCGUCUUAUGAACUUCUUACUCGCCGGCAUGGUCUUUGCCUUCAUCGUCUCUUGGCUUUUUCACUUCAAAGUCCUCAAAUGAACGGUUGUCAUGAUUUUACUCUACAAUGUUUUUUUUUUCACCACAAUCUUCUGCUCAGUUGUAAGUUGUUUUAACACGUUUUUUGUCACUGUAAAAUCGGUGAAUUUUACCCUGUUUAAUAAUAUUACCUUCUCGGUU
Messenger RNA from Tarenaya hassleriana, 971 nucleotides. RefSeq names its product histone acetyltransferase KAT6B-like. The record is from RefSeq and is a predicted model, not a curated record. Gene Ontology annotation, molecular function: zinc ion binding. Lineage: Eukaryota; Viridiplantae; Streptophyta; Magnoliopsida; Brassicales; Cleomaceae. The transcript has 2 exons. Bases 204 to 833 code for a protein of 209 amino acids.